GGCCUUUUGGGGACAAACCGUAUAAUAAUAGUAACGCAUGGCUUCGAGAAUAAGAUCGACACGGAUUGGAUGAUCACCAUUAAGGAUGAGCUGCUCAGACACAGCGAUCAGACCGUCGCACUCGUUGGAUGGAGUCGAGGGGCGCACCUCCUGCCCGUCAGAUACAGACAGGCGGCCGCCAACACCGAGACGGUGGGCGUAUGGCUGGCCGGGUAUGUCCAGCAAAUGAAUCUGUCUAUCGUUGGUAUCGAGAUCUGGGGAAUCGGACACAGUUUGGGCGCUCACGUCAUAGGAAUUGCCGGUCGAAACAGUCGGGCCUUCGCCAGGAUUACUGGUCUAGACCCGGCCGGUCCCUGCUUUGAGAAACGGAAGGACACCAAAGAAUUGCGCAAAACUGACGCACCAUUUGUUGAUGUGAUCCAUACGGACGGUUACUUCCCGUGGAUUGAUCCGCGAGAUUGGAUCUCUCCAGUCAAUCAUUACGGAACACUCAUCCCAUUAGGAACCAUCGAUUUCUACCCGAACUACGGCUAUAAACAGCCCGGUGCUAUUGGCCUCCAUAUUGCGGGCAGUCAUACCCGUGCCAUCGAUCUGUUUAUAUGGAGUAUUGCAAAUCCAGGAAAGUUCCGGACAUACGAGCUCUUAGAUGGAGUGCCAGAGUUUGAAAAA
Molecule: messenger RNA, 669 nt
Organism: Oppiella nova
Lineage: Eukaryota; Metazoa; Arthropoda; Arachnida; Sarcoptiformes; Oppiidae
Source: the annotation of a GenBank genome assembly